AUGGCAAACCAGGCCCCCCAGAACCCGAACGCCCGAAACCAGCUCACCCAGGGCCAGACCACCCAGAGUCAAACCACCCCAAAUCGGCUUAGCUGGUGGAGAUGGACUGACCUCCGCAUUCGCCAACACCGCAUGUUGGUCGAAAGGCACUACCCCAUGCCAGAAGGCGGACCAGCCCAUGCCAAGGGGACCAUAGAAGUUGAGUCGCGACAAACUGGACGCAUAAUACGCGUCAAUUGGUACUGUGGAAUGGACACCAACGCUGCAGCUCCAGUCAUCAUCCAUCUCAGCGGCAGGAACUUCUGCGUUAAAUCUCAUGGCAUCGACGAUGAAUUCCUUCACCUUGUUGCACGUGAAAAUAGCCCCUUCAUAGUCCUCGACAUUGACUACCGUAUCGCCCCGGAGUACCCAUAUCCUGCGGCGCUCGAGGACAUUCAGGACGUAUUGCAAUAUCUCAGGCGCCGUGGUGACGAGUACGAUCUCAAUCACUUGGCUAUCUGUGGAUUCGGUGCUGGGGGGAAUCUGGCCCUGGCUAUGGCUAUUAGUUCCCCCCGUGACACUUUUGAAACCGCGGUUGUGUUUUAUCCGGUCACGGAUUUGUCGUACUCAGAGAAGCGCAAGAUUCGGCUUAUGGAUCCGAUAAUAAGGAAGAAAAUGAGAAGGGGGACGGGUGGGGUGAUGCCGCCAUGGGUGAUGGAGUCGACUCUCCAGUCUUAUUUGCGUGGAAACCGUCCUAACAUCGUGGACGAUCCGAAGCUUUCGCCUAUUCGCCAGCAGGAUGAGACUAGAUUUCCGCGAAGGUUACUUUUCAUUACAGCUGAAGGGGAUCCGUGGACCGCGGACACUCAGACGUUGGCAAAUGGGUUGAUAUAUGCUAGGCGUCGGGAUCCGACAUCAUUGCCGACAGUGUUUUAUAUGGAGAUGCUUGGCGUAGGUCAUGCUUGGGAUAAGUAUAGGAAACUUGAUGCGAAUGGAUUGGCACAGAAGAACACAGCGUAUGAGACGGCGGCGCGGUUUUUAAGAAGAGAGAUCCACCCGUGA
This is a messenger RNA of Aspergillus eucalypticola CBS 122712, 1041 nucleotides long. Its product is annotated as alpha/beta-hydrolase. Lineage: Eukaryota; Fungi; Ascomycota; Eurotiomycetes; Eurotiales; Aspergillaceae. The transcript has a single exon. Bases 1 to 1041 code for a protein of 346 amino acids. The record is from RefSeq and is a predicted model, not a curated record. Gene Ontology annotation, molecular function: hydrolase activity.